UGUGCGCUGCCGGCGCUGCUCCGCUGCCCAGCCGAGCUCACGGGCAGCGCCCAUCCCAGCGCCACCGGAGCCCGCUGGCAGACGCGCCGCGCCCCCGCCGGAGAAGGAGCGAGGCCGUUCCCUGAGCAUCCUCGCAGCAUCAUGACUCUUCAGGCUGACUUUGAUGGUGCUGCAGAAGAUGUAAAAAAAUUGAAAACAAGACCAACUGAUGAAGAACUGAAGGAACUCUAUGGAUUCUACAAACAGGCUACUGUUGGAGAUAUUAAUAUUGAAUGUCCAGGAAUGCUAGAUUUGAAAGGCAAAGCCAAAUGGGAGGCAUGGAACCUGAAAAAAGGUUUGUCAAAGGAGGAUGCCAUGAGCGCCUAUAUCUCUAAAGCAAGAGCAAUGGUAGAAAAAUAUGGGAUCUAGAGUUACUUAAUCUUAAUCUAGAUUAAGUAAUUCCCACUAAUAAUUAACUGUUCAGCUAAUGAACUAACUCUGUUGAGAAAAAUGCAGUACUAACUCUUUAUUGUGUAGUCUGACACUAAUAUAUUUUAAGCAUAAGCUGUUUGACUGUAAAGGGUAUUUACAUAUAUAAUGCAUUUUUAGCUUGUAUAUUAAUCUAAAUAAAUUUGAACUGAAUAAAUUAAA
Cyanistes caeruleus (blue tit) is the source of this 630-nucleotide messenger RNA. The record is from RefSeq and is a predicted model, not a curated record. Lineage: Eukaryota; Metazoa; Chordata; Aves; Passeriformes; Paridae.